Closterium sp. NIES-65 is the source of this 1206-nucleotide messenger RNA. The record is from the annotation of a GenBank genome assembly. NCBI's taxonomy places the organism in Eukaryota, Viridiplantae, Streptophyta, Zygnematophyceae, Desmidiales, Closteriaceae.
AUGGCUUCUGGUCAAGAGGUGGAUGCUACUAAGGAGGUGCCUAUUGUUGGCAAUGAAGGAGAUAAUGCUGCUGCUGCUGCUGACAUUGAUCUCAACCUUGAGGACUUCGUGGACCUGCAGACCACUCUCCAGUUCGUGCAAGAUCAGCUCAAGAAGCAAGAGAAAUACAUCUCUGUGCUUCAGACUCAGUACAGGGAGAUCCGGCGUGGAAACCUCUACCAGCCUGCUCCUGCAGCAGAGCGAGUCGCCAACGCCGCUAACAGCCGUGCUGCACCUGCUGAUGCACCUCCUGGUGUUCCUCCUCCUACUGGAGCACGUGCUGAGCCUCCUACUGCAGCAGCAACUGCUUCUGGCUCUUGGCCUUCGGCCCUGCCUCGUUUUGUCCACGGCAAAACUGACGUUGAGACUUGGCUCUCCAUUGCGGAGGACUUUAUGUCCAUCCACAAUGUGGGUAGCGAGGCUCGCGUGGUCGCUGCGACCCUUGCCCUGGACGACACAACGAGCAAGUUGGUGUAUGCCAACAAGCGCCACGCAGAGGCUAAUGGCCAUCCUUUUGGCUGGGAGGAGUUCAAAGCUGCCAUGCUGGCGGCAUUCCUGAGUCAGCCCCCGGCGCUCGAGGUGCAUAGCCGCCUGGAGAACAUCCAGUGCGGUGACCAGCCUGUACGCGAGUACGCCAAGGAUUUUGAGAAAACUCUGUCGUUGCUGAAGACUGCUCUUCCUGAGAGCGAGGUCAUCCACCAGUUCUUAAAGGGACUCCCUGAGCACAUCAAGCGUGUGCAUGUUGUGCGUGGGGAGCACCAGUGGAGGACCUACAAGGAGUGCAAGGAGCAGGUCAUUGAUACGGAUGUCAAUUUCCGUGCGUACAUGACUCACGCUCGUGCUCAGCAGCAGCCUAGUGCCAAAGGCCUUAGGGGGGGUGGUAGCAGGACUCAGGCGCACAGGAGCGAUGGCUCUUGGAAGAGGCCCUAUCAGCAGAAGGGGGAAUCCUCUGGGACUCAGUCCAAGAGGGCCCAUGCUGGGUCUGCCAAGGAUCCUCAGGAUGAGGAUAAGCCCCCGGCGGGUUGCCGCAUUUGUGGCAAGCUCGGCCACAAGUCCUAUCAUUGCUGUUGGAGGAAGUCCAUCAAGAACUCCGGCAAGCCCAACCAGGGCAAGAAGCCGGAUGGAUCUGGCCCUUCGGGCUCGAAGGAUUUUCCGAAGUCCAACUAG